AUGCAGGCAAACGUCGACUUUCAACCUCCUCCGAGUUCAUCACCGCAAUUCCUCAUAUUCCAUGAAAGAAUGGCACUCCAAUUGAGAACAGCAGAAGAAGCACAAUGCUGUCGUCGAAACGUUUCGGCACCAGAUCCCGAUCACACCUCUCGAUUGCAUAUCUCCCUCUCUUCGCUGCCAAGUCCUGAUACGCCAAUCACUAUCCCGUCAUUUCCUAUCGAAAUCCGCAGCGAAACAUCAGUUUUCAGGCCGAGAAAUAUUGCAAAUUUAUGGACUCAGCUCCUCUCUAUUCAUAUACAGAAUGGUAACUUCUGGAAACUUGAAGAUGCUGUUCGAUAUCACAAAGAGACCACUCCACCUCCAGCCUUAUCACGUGAGGAAGUCAAAAAAGCUGAAAUUACGAGGCUCGAAAAAGGAGUCUUGUAUAUUCGCCAUAAAGUUCAGAAAGGACUGUUGACUAAAGAUCAACAACCAAUUGAGGCUGAGUUACCAGAGAUAUCGAGGCUCAUUUCGAAGCUUGAAAGCUUUGGAGAUAUAGAUGUUAGCAUCAUAUUGAGUACCAAAAUUCACAAGGUCUGCAAAGCUAUCUUAAAGCUCGAGUGGAUCAACGGCGAUGAGAUGUAUCAAUUCAAGUCUCGGUCUGCCGUUCUGUUGGAUAGGUAUCUCAAGAUUCUGGAUCAGGCACCUCAACAACCCUCAGCAGCCGUCUCGACAACCCACCAGACAGACACAGAAGCCCGGAGCCAAUCUGCGGAAGAAGACCUAAAGGAGACUCCAGCUAUAUGCUUGACCCAGUUGACUCCCGAACAAUGUUCUCGCAUUGAAGAAGCUGCCAAGAACUGCAAUCCACCUCUCGAUCGUGGCGUCGUGGAACUAAUGUGCAUGCUACCUCACUUCAUUUCCAGAAAUGGAAAUUAUGAUCUCCAGGUCGUUCCCAUGGGCAGACUAGAGCAGCCGCUGGAUGACUUCCCUAAAAUUGAUAGAGGUGUCUACUGCGGCGGACCGACGAUUCCUCCUAACAUGCUGAAGCUGACCUAUAAAGUCUCUCCUACUUAUGGUAUUUCAUUAUUUGUGGAUACUAAGACAGGCGAGGGACUUCAAUUGGAUCGCUGGGGUCCAGCGGAGCAGGGUGUCAUGUGCACCGAAUUCGAGGGCCUCAGGAGACCGAUUGAAGGGUUAUUGCAGGAGUGGAUAGAUUUGUUCUUGAAGAUGAAGCUUGUACCCACCGGAGGUGAAGGAAUCAUGUCUGACCAAUUCAGAUCGAUGGACUAUCUCAAGCUAAAGUUUCUCAUGCAAGAGUACGACUGGCCAUCAUCAUUCCCACUCUCACAAUCCGACUAUGUGUCGCUCAUCAAACGACAAGCAGACAUUGACAAAAAAACAUUCGCUCGGUACGAAAGGAACAAUAGUCUCGAGCAAAUAUGGGCCCAACUAACACAAAAAUGGCACAACAAAAAUAUGACUGACUGGCGAGAUGAUACCAAGAUCCAAGAACUCGAGACUUUCAAAAUCCUCGAUCGAUUAGUCGAGAGAGCUCUGAAAUACCAUAUCAGGAAAAUCGAAGACCGACAGUAUGCUCUGGCAGCGGAUGAGCCGCUGGACAAGAACUACACAAAUCCGCUGGUGCUUUCCAGAUCUGGUCACGGCGGAUCGGACGGCAGCUGGAGAGUGGAUGCUACACCGGACAUGAUCAUUGAGAGAUUUAAUGAAGUUGCAGGUCAGAGUCCCUGGGAAGUCCCCGAGGUCAAGGAUAUCAAGAAGGUGCUGGAUGACGCGUAUGAGAGAUGGAAGCUAAGUGAGAAAGGCAUUCAUCCGCGAGACGAUGUGGAUGAGGAGGAUGAUGAUGAGACAUCUGAUUAUGUCCCUUCUGAAGAGGAGUGCUCGGAAGAAGAAGAGUUUGAGAGCGAUGAGGAGGAUCUUGACUUUGAUGUGGUGAUGCUAGAGGAAGAUAUCACGACUGAUAUUGAGGAUCUGAGAAAGCGGAUGGAAGGAUAUCAUAUUGGAGGUUCUUGAUCAUGUGGAGUUGUUUGCCAAGAUCAGAUGGAGGGCUGCUUGGGAUUGGGCGUUGGGGUAGCAAGUGUGUAAAAUAGUUGAAAGUUGAAAAGAAAUGAAUGUUCCCUCCCAG
Mollisia scopiformis is the source of this 2125-nucleotide messenger RNA. RefSeq lists its product as uncharacterized. Bases 1 to 2013 code for a protein of 670 amino acids. Lineage: Eukaryota; Fungi; Ascomycota; Leotiomycetes; Helotiales; Mollisiaceae. The record is from RefSeq and is a predicted model, not a curated record. The transcript has 3 exons.